This is a messenger RNA of Camelina sativa (false flax), 1003 nucleotides long. Its product is annotated as NAD(P)H dehydrogenase (quinone) FQR1. Lineage: Eukaryota; Viridiplantae; Streptophyta; Magnoliopsida; Brassicales; Brassicaceae. The record is from RefSeq and is a predicted model, not a curated record. Gene Ontology annotation, cellular component: membrane. Gene Ontology annotation, molecular function: NAD(P)H dehydrogenase (quinone) activity; FMN binding.
CAUCUUCUCCCACUCUAUAAAUACGCUUUCUCCAUUUUCGGAUCGUUGAACAAUCAAUCAAAUCUCUCUAAAACGUAUUUAGUAUCUUCUUCAUAGAUUCUCGAGAAGAACGAACGAACGUACUACUACUACUUCGAUGGCGACUAAAGUGUAUAUUGUGUACUAUUCUAUGUAUGGUCAUGUGGAGAAAUUGGCUGAAGAGAUAAGGAAAGGAGCUGCUUCUGUUGAAGGUGUUGAAGCCAAGCUAUGGCAGGUACCAGAGACACUUCCAGAAGAAGCACUUUCUAAGAUGAGCGCACCACCAAAGAGUGAAUCCCCAAUCAUCACUCCCAACGAGCUAACUGAAGCUGAUGGCUUUGUCUUUGGCUUCCCAACAAGAUUUGGUAUGAUGGCUGCUCAGUUCAAAGCCUUUUUGGAUGCAACUGGUGGACUCUGGAGGACUCAGUCACUCGCUGGUAAACCAGCUGGUAUCUUCUACAGCACUGGCUCUCAAGGUGGUGGCCAGGAAACCACCGCAUUGACGGCCAUAACUCAGCUUGUCCACCACGGUAUGUUAUUUGUCCCAAUUGGUUACACAUUUGGGGCAGGAAUGUUCGAGAUGGAGAAUGUGAAAGGUGGAAGCCCAUAUGGAGCUGGAACAUUUGCAGGAGAUGGUUCGAGGCAGCCAACAGAGUUGGAGCUCCAACAAGCAUUUCACCAAGGCAAGUACAUUGCCACUAUCACCAAGAAGCUCAAGGGAUCUACUGCUUAAAAGCUCAGGACGAUUAUGGUAUCAAUAAGAAAAAAAGAAAAAAAAAACAGUUUGGUUCUGGUUUUUAUAAAUCAUAUAAUUCUUUAUCUUUGAAUUUGGGGACGUUUGUGAUUUUUCGGGUUUAAUUAUUAUCUUAAAAUACAUGAUAUUAUUUCACAGCAAUAAUUCUUGUCUUUGUUUCUACGUAUAGAUAUAUGUAUGAUUUGUACUUGUGUUACACUCUAAACAAAAGAUGCGUCGUCAUUGUUCUUA